Messenger RNA from Impatiens glandulifera, 784 nucleotides. RefSeq lists its product as uncharacterized. Bases 169 to 498 code for a protein of 109 amino acids. The transcript is spliced from 3 exons. Lineage: Eukaryota; Viridiplantae; Streptophyta; Magnoliopsida; Ericales; Balsaminaceae. The record is from RefSeq and is a predicted model, not a curated record.
GCAGCUCCUUUGUCCUCAACUUCUGCCGACCCCUUUCGUGUUCUCAUCUCAUCACUCGAAGAAAGCAACGCAUUGUGCUUUCCCAACGAACAACUCGAACCAGGCCGAUUCGCUUCUUGCCGUCCUCCUCUAAUCGCCUGGUGCGGUGAGAGGAGACUUUGAUUGAUUAUGCCAAGGCCUAUGUUGCUUGUGUUUCUUUUGAUUAUUCUGAUAAUUACUUCGCAAUUUGAAUGGAAACAAUCACUUGUGAACGAUAUUGAGGCCACACCAACUAUGUCACAGAAGCAACAACUAAUCUCUAAGAACGAGGAGGCUAUUAAGGAGAAGAUCAUCUUAUCACAAGAAAAAAAUAUUCAGAGGCUUAAUGAGCUUGUGAGGAGUCUUAGAGAACAAUUGCUACAAUGUCAAAGUAACAAUGAGACAACAAGCGAGACGACGGAAAGCACACUGACUGAUAAUGUUAUUGAGGUUGAGAGGCUGCAGAUACCAGAAGACUAAAUCCAGAUAACACUCUAUCGCGUUCAUGACUCGUCGACGACAUUUCAUUCCUUUGCCUGCCUGAUUCCUGACAGGUUUCUUUUGUUCUGUAAAGCUUGUAUUAUAAUCAUGCAACUAAAAUCUUGUAUAGUUAGUUAUAUAUAUAUCUAUCUACCAGAUUUAUCAUGUUCUACAUACAGAACUAAGUGUUGUAUCACACGCAUAACUCUAGAUUGAUUCUUCAAAAUGAAAAAAAAAAAAAAAAAUUCUGGGGCCGAUGCUAAUAUAAAUUUCCUGGUAAAUAGUA